Paramuricea clavata is the source of this 7462-nucleotide messenger RNA. The record is from the annotation of a GenBank genome assembly. NCBI's taxonomy places the organism in Eukaryota, Metazoa, Cnidaria, Anthozoa, Malacalcyonacea, Plexauridae.
AUGGCCGUGAUCGCCGAGAACAGUAAAUAUAAAAGUCUACAAAGUAGGCGAGCAUAUUGACAUAGUACCAGUGGUAAUCAUUAAUCAAACCGCGUUCACCUCCGAAAUGAACGCGUUUAUUUUAAAAACGCAUUUUGAACACAUAGAAAAGUAGUGCUGCUAAAUUUUUACGCAGUUAUACAGAAAAAUUUUGUAGUUUUAGUUUUUAACUGCACUUUUUGGUCAAAAUGUUCGCAGAAUGUGUUCGCACACAUACUAUUUUAUAUUGACAAUAUUUGUUUCCCCUGCUCCUGACGUCACAAACUUAUUCUCACAUAAAUUAGCAUACCAGGUUUGUUUCAUUGGCGGAUGACUGUCGAAAGUUUUAUAAUAUUUCUGAACAACUAAACGCGAUAGACAAGUGAAAAUACGUAAUUCAGUAUUCCGUAUGUAUGUUUAAUAGGUAUCGAGAAUAAAAAAAAUUAUUGCCAUUGUCCGUUAAUUUCAUUUCUUUUAGCCAAUUGUAACUUUGACAAUGGAGAUAUCUGCCAUUAUCAAAAUGGUGCUGGACAGUUUAACUGGACGAUUAAUAGAGGAUCAACAUCCAGUAUUGGAACCGGACCAAGCUCUGACGUCAGCGGCACAGGUAAACUGUCAAAUAAAACUUAGGUCCUAUAGCUAGAAACAGUGAAAGAUAUGAUUAUGUUUACGAUUAGAUUUUUUAACAUUGGCUUUGGACAUUUGCGAUAAAUAACAAUCACGUUUUAGUUGGAUCUUAACAAUAACUCUUUCUAUUUGUUAGCACUAAAAAUAAGAUUAUUGAACUGUCCGCGUUUUGCUCAUCCUAUCCGAAAUAGAUAAGAAAAAUUAAACCUUUUGAGUAAAGGCUCCUCAUCUGCAAAUUAGUUUAAAUUUCCUUUUUGCAAGUAAAUUGGACAAAACCUUCACUUGGUAUUGCAGCCUAGAGCCUACACAGACGCCAUGCAGAUUAUUUAGGCAAAAGUACUAAUUCUAGAAUAUUGCACGGCGCUCACGUUGCAAGAUGCUUACCUCUGAAAAAAUGGGCAACAUAGCUGGAUAUUUCAAGUAACGCGAUCUCAGUUGAUUCAAGAACAGCUUUGUGACUUUGCAGUUAAUAUUGUUUUGGUCAAUAAACCUUUUUCCAACUUUUUAAAGGUUUUUAUCUGUUCAUCGAAACUUCAAGUCCACGACAGUUUGGUGAUAAUGCUACAAUUCUAACACCUUAUUUGAACGGCCCACAAUGCAUGAAAUUAUCUUACCAUAUGUACGGUAAUGAUAUUGGAGACCUGAACAUCUACGCGAAUAAGCAAAAGAUGUUUUCAAGAUCGGGAAAUCAAGGAAACCGAUGGGUCGGUGUGGAAACAGCAAUCUUAGAACGUGGAAAAUAUAUGGUGAGUAAAAAUAGCUGAAUUUCAGAUGCGCUGAAAAUAGCAGACUAUAUUGGGCAAAAAAAUUUUUUUUCAAAGCGAGAAGGAAGAGGGUCCUGGGUAAACUUCGGUAUGAACCUUGUUAAUUCUUUACAUGUGUCUGAAAACAAAAUAGCUUUUCGCCUAACCCGAAAGGAUAAUCCAACGUUCUUGUUGACAAAAAAUCGUUCUAAUUUCCAGUGGCGUAGCCAGAAUAUAAUUUAUUUGGGGCGGGGUAUAUAUCGAACGCCGAAGGCGUAAGCUUUAUAGGGGGGUCCGGGGGCAUUCUCCCCCGUGAAAAUUUUGAAAUCUGGAGUCCCUCAAUUGUCGAUUUCCCGUGUUUCUGAGGUGAGAUUUUGCAUAAUUCUGAAGAUUAUUUACUGUAGGAAAGACCUGAUUUUUAAUGAUUUCUCAAUCGGAAUGUGGAUCCUUAAUUUGACUCAAUGAAGCUUACUUGGUCGCGUGUAAAUAGUUAAAUCGUAGUUUUAAAACGCAUUUUAACCAAUAACCACCAUAGGCAUUAUUUUCUGUAGUUAGAUUUAGGAAAGAUUAGAACUUUUAUAGACAAUUAGGUGAACAGAUGAGAUUGGUAGUCACAUGGGUAGUCAUCGUCCCCCCCCCACUAAUUUCUACUCGGAUUUCGUCUUUUGCAAGGGCAGUCCUUCAGCCUAUUGGGGGGGGGGGGUUAGCCCCCCCCCCUUGUCUACGCCUCUGAAGUAAUUUCGUUGCCAAGAGCAAAAAAAGCUGAAUAUUCAAUUUCUUGUAUAAAUAUUUAAGGUUAAGUUCGAAGGUGUUCGCGGUCGUAGUUACCAAGGGGAUAUUGCAAUCGAUGCUAUCAGCUUCACUCCUGGAAAUUGCACAUUCCAAACACCAAAAUCAUCAACAACUCGUCCAACAACUACAACAAGAAGACCAACAACCCCUACGACACAAGCAGGUACUGUAAUGGUCUACCACUUUUACCAUUUUUUUGUAAAAUACAACCAACUGAAUUCAUUAUACAGCAAUGAUGAUAACAUGUCCUGGUUGCGUUCCACUGCCGGCCAUUCAUAUUCCAAGGUCCGUAUACCGACUUACUGCGACGUACAAUUACGUGGUCGUACACAAAACAGAACUUUUUUCAAGUUUUUCAACAAUGUGAAGAUUUUAUUAUGUUAAACUGGUGUAUACUAUUCUCCAUCUCCAAAAACGUAACGGUCACCCAGCAGAGAAAAUAGGGUAUAUUUCAAAACAAAUAAUUAAGAAAUUAAGAACUAUUUAAGGUUCAAAUAACCUUUCUUAUAUCACUUAGGUCAAUAGUUAGGAGGUGAACAAAAAGUAUUUGGCUACUGCAAAAGCAAUCUCGUUCCCAGGGCCUUUUUUAAAAUUGCGGCGAAGGGAAAAGGUCCUGGCACCGGCUGGUCUUUUAUGUAUUCUGAUUGGUCAAUGACAAGUACAUUAUUAUGCAAUUUUGGAUUAAUUUAUACACACUUUGGGAUAAAUUAACAUUUUCAUGCAAGGAGUGUCCAUUAUUCCUUUGUCUGUCUGCAGAGAAAUAUUUUUUGCAUAUUAUCUGUGGAAAAAAGGUCAAAUUCGAUAAGAUUUAUACAUGAUUUGUCCAAGGUUAGUAUUAUUGUUUGUUUUAAAUUGUGCAAGAACAUGAAUUGUGUACUACAACACGCCUCUGACCGAUUAUUUAGGGGAUAAUGUGCCUUCAUUUAAUGGCUUCGUAUAGCGUUAUUUUGGUGUACAAAUACUUUCUUGUAUACUCUGGGUUUAUAAAUAUGACCUUUAGUUUUUGAUAUUAUUCAUAUUUAAAUUAGUCGAGUUUAAAUUGGGUUAAUUUAAAGUUACCAUUAGAAAUGCGACGAUAUUUUUUUAUAUGCAACAUUGUUUACAACUUUUGAAUAAUGACAUAUGAUUUGAUUUUGUUUCAGAGACCAAAAUUCAUUCAGAAAUUGUGCAGCGUGUGGCUUCAUUUUUACCAUAAAUUGUUUUAAAAAAGUGAUUGCUUAUUUUGCUGAUGUUACCAGAGGCGUAACUAGAGCGUUAAUUGGGGGGGGGGGGGUAUAUUCAUAUAUUCGUGUUCUGCCCGUCGAAUUUCUUUUGAAUUUCUUUGUUUUUAAGUUCAUUUCAAAAGAAAUUAGUCGGGCAUGAAUAUACACCCCCCCUCCCAAUUAACGCUCUACUUACGCCACUGGAUGUUACAGUUUUCGAUCUGAUGUGUUCUGUUCUGAUGGUAUUAGAAAAAUUUCAAUAUGAAAGUGCAGGUGUCUUUAGACGUCAGCCAUAAUGUAUACAUCAAAGUAGCGAUAAUUUAAAUCCAUUUCCAGCUUGAUUGUGUUGGUGCAGACACAGUUGUGCAAUGAUGGACUUAUGUCCAUGUGCUUGCAUGCAUGUACAUUGAUGCCUCAAGAGAUGUUACAAAUGUGUAAUAAAGGGCUGUUCACAGGAGUUGGGCUGGCUGGCCAAGCCAACCUGGCCCAAGUCAACCUUCUGAAAAACCUCUGCAUGCAUUGUUUUUAUGAUAUUUUAUUUAAAGAUUGUAUGCAUAUGGCUGGACCAAACAGGUUACAAUCAGGCCUGAAAAUCAGGUUACAAUGCAUGCUUGAAAAUGUGCAACAAUUUCACUUCAUUGCUAAUAAUAUUCCAGAAAACCCUGCCACUCGGGCAUGUCUAUACUGAUUUGUUAGAAGGGGUGGAGGCUUUCCAGAGGUGAUGCGUUACUACAGGGGUCAGGGGGAAUUCUCCCUGAAAAUCAAUCAUUUCAAUAUAAUAAAUAUCAAAUAUGAAAUACCAGAGAUUUCGUCAAGUGGAUGCUGGACACAACUAGGCAGUGCGCAUGACACCCCUGCACUACACCGGUACAUCCCCGCUGUUUUCUGUCAUUGUCAGCUUGCAUGCUUCAUUUUGAAGCAAAUGACAUCUGUGAUCAGGUACUGGGUCAGAGUCAAACUCAUGCGAACAGCUAUUAAGUCCUAAUGAUAUUGCUAAUUAUGUACACUUUGGGUUGGUAAUGCACAGCAAUUUGUAAUUUUAUAAAUAUAAUAUUUAAUAAAAAGUAAUUAUAUACAUUGUUUUGUUGUUUAUAUUAACACCUUGUACUUGGACAGUAUACCCAUUCUGAGCCAAAGACAUUACGAAACAAUUAUCAAGGAUUUUGCAUGCAUGCAUGCAUGAUAAAAUUAUAUUUAAAAAUAACUGCUCCCCAUGUACAUGUGACACAUGGUUCAAUUCUUGCAUUUACCAAGUAAGCCCCUCCUAGACUGGGUCAAGGUAGCUAUAAGUAUAAGUAGGGAUAUAACGUCAAUUAAAAUUUACAAAUAGAGCUUUUCGAAUAGACCAUUGUGAAAGUUUUAUCAAUUUUUUAACCCUUUAUAGUGGCAAUGCAUGUGCCCUAUUUUAGGCAUCUAAUGCCAGAUGAUUUUACUCAUUUAAGGGAGAAUGAUACCACUCAAUGAAUUAAUAUAUUCUCAGAACAGUUAACAUAAAUUUAAAUCGAUUUUGCUGGCAAAAUAUCCCAAUUUAUGGACUAUUCAUUAUCUAUACACUAGCUAGGGUGGAGUGGGAAGAAAGGGAAGGCGUCGUUGAUUUGUUGAGUCGUGCAUGUUGAAGGGGGAGGGGGGGGGGAGUGAUCGUUGUAAAAAACUGUAUAGUAACUGGUUUCAGAAAAUAUUUGACUGCAUAUCAGUUGCCAAAUGGCAUGAACUUACAUUGAUAUUAUUAAAACACUAUAAAUAAGAAAUUAGGAGAAGAAUUGUUGUAAUAGAGAUAUAAUUUUAAGACAAAUCUUCUAAAGGAAGCAAUCAUUCUAGCUAUUAUAGUGUAUGUUGCAAAAUUUAUUUUCUUCAUAGUCGGGUAUUCGCAUGAAUGAAGAUUAGAAUUGCAUCAUGUUAUAUGGUCUCAAAUAUUUAGGGGGGGGUCUCCAUUAUUAAGAGACUAAAAUAGGCAGUCCCAUGACAUUUUGACAUAAGAAUCUCCCACCGCACUCUAGGGUAUAAUGAAUGGUCCCUUAAAGUACAUGUCAUCUUAAUUGCUAACUUUAACUGGCUGGGCACCUUGCCCCUUUUAUGCAAAAGCUAUUCCGUUGCUUUAUCUCUGGGAAAAAUAUCAAAGCAACUCUCCACUCUGAUAAGGCUGAUAAUGUGCAGAUGGUAACAGCAAGAACUGAAGCAUGCAUGCAGCAAGCUUUACUGGGGUACAUACUAUUAGAAGCAAAAUUUGCACAUGCUAGUUUGCCAGUCAUGAUUUUAAACGUAAUAUUUUCAUCUCAUAUAGAAUUCCUAAGGUCUUGCCUACAUUUUACUGGAAGCAAACUAAGAUGCAUGUCCAAUAAAAAAUCUGUUUUGGUCAUAUCAGUCAUAUGUCAGCUUUUCAGUUUCAACAACAUUUGGCUGCGAAUAAAAUGUAAACAAGGAAAGAGCAUACAGCACUUCGUGUGUAUUUAAAAUAUCAAUGAAUAAAUAUUCCAACCAUUGGCAGUUACCAGUGACUUUGUCAACAAUAGACCAAUAACAUCAUAUACAUCCAAAAAUAUUUCUUUGAAUCACUGUAUAUUCUUCAUAAACUCGCUCCAAUCGUCGCACGCCAGAGUUUUCGGAAGGGUAAACACCAGGUUUAAUUCACAUACCCAGUUCAAAACACUUUCCGUGUCCUCUUAGGCAAGCCUGUCCAGCUGGAGAACAUCUGUCGUAAUACUAAAUCUAUUUUUCGCAUAUUUCAUCUGUUAAUUUUGUUUAAUAGCGAACGAACAAAAUUGGAAGAACGGCAACUACAUAGUUCCCAUGUAAUGAAAGCUAUUAUAUUAUAUAUAUUAUAUCGAUAUUAUACUAAUUUUCAAUUUAAAUUAAACUUACCAAAUAUUCUCUCGAUGCUCUUCGACCAUAUUUCUCCACAGUAGAUUUUUCCAAACAACCAAAGAUUUCCCUAGCAAGAGAAGCUGCUGCAAACGUUGUCAACUAAAGACUAUGCUUCGAAUAUUAAACACUGCCGAAAUGUAUACGGACGCUUAGCUAUUGUCACUUGAUGGCGAGGGAUGCGAAAAACUGCUGAGCUCAGCGAAAACAGUGACCCUUCGCCCGAACAUGUCCACGGCUGCCCGUAAUAAUAUCCAUUUAUAUUCAUUAGGAUCCUAGUGGUUAUGCAAAUUCGUAUUGGCUUAAUCCCCUUAAUUACUUCAUCCUUUGUGUUUUACACGUGGGAAUUACCAGGCAACGCUGCCAUUAGAAUAUUUAUGUUUCUAUCAAUGAAACUAUAUAUUUCUGAAAAUAAACUUGUAAAACCAUCGUUUAAAGUAACAUAAGCAGUGUGCUAUAUUAUUUGCAAUGGUAAAUCACCGCAAUCGCUAUUAAGGGAAUAUAAUUAAUUUACACAGAAUGUGAUUUGCUGUUAAAAUUUAUCAAAAAAUACGAACAUAUCUCAAGAUGUUUCUGUACCUAGCAGCAACGUAUAGCAAGCCAAUCCUAAUCCCUCCAUUGUAUCACACACGUGAAGGGACGUUAAAAAAUGCUUACUCUGCAAGUUUUGUCCAAUUUCGCCCGCGUGACCUCAUUACUUGCCUACACUUGCCCGCGUGACGUCAUUAUUCCGCCUCAUUCCUCCUCAUUUCUCCUCCUCACUCCACCACACUCCUGCGCCGUUCCUCCGCCCAUCCUCCGCCCCAAAAAUAAGGGUCGAACGGCCUCUAUAUUACUACUCAUUUAGCAUUAAAAUAGAUUUAUGUUUUCAAAUGUUUACAAUGUUACCAGUGCAUCCUUCAAAGACCGUGUUGCUUACAGUAUGUGCUUUUUAUCUUUCACACAUUCUUCUUUGUUUUCGGGAAAUAAUCUUGCAAAAUUUUCAACUUCAUCACAAUAAUUUUGGACAUUACGAAGAUGUUCUUGGCCUGCCAACAAAUAUUAAAAUGUCAGGUCAUAUUUUUUCCCAUUUCAAGCUCUGUUCUAUAUUUAGAAGUGGAUGAGUGUUCCCGAGGAAUUGACAACUGCGACAGUAAUGCUCAGUGUAUUAACACUCCUGGCAGUUUUUCAUGCAGAUGCAACGAUGGCUUUACCGGAAGCGGCGUGAUUUGCUUUGGUUAG